AGAGCUAAAGGACACAUCACCAGCCCAGUUGCUGGUUGCCAAGCGGGACCCCGUUUGCCUCGAGGCGACCCUCAAGGACAACCGUUGCCAUCGUUUACCUGGGAAGACAUUGGGGCUUUUAACAUGUCCUUGAUUAUUAUUAUUAUUUUUUAAAUUUAAAUGUCAAGAGAAGCCGCUGUUUACUGGGAUCGCUUUGCAAAUUACAUUUUUUGAGGGUGCUUUCCCCCACCCCCACCGCGGGUAUUGACAGAAAAGUUCAGGCUUUUGCUCUGUUGGUACAUGCUGGUGGGACAUCCAUAAAGAGAUUAUCCAGGAAUGGUGGAUCACUUGCUUCCUGCGGAUGAAUCUUUCUUCUCCACGAGGCCCUCUUUUGGAUACUUUGGGGACAUGACAGCUGUCGGGCAGUCAUACCAAAUGCUGCCUUCCCCCUUGUCAGAAGACGACAGCGAUUCUUCAAGUUUUUGUUCUUGUUCCAGUCCUGAUUCCCAGAUUCUUGGUUCAAGCUAUGGGAGUUCGUCGAGUAUGGAGAGUCAGGACAGUAUCUUGGACUACCUGUUGUCCCAAGCAUCUUUGGGGAAUGGCCCCUCCUCUUGGUGGGACAAAAGGAGACUUCAGCCCAUCGUGAAGGAGGAGCAUUUUAGGAUGCCAGAAUUCAUGGUGGAGAUGGAAGAUUCUGGACCAUUUCAGCCCACCCUUGAGGAGAUUGAGGAAUUUCUAGAAGAGAACAUGGAGACAGACCUCAAGGAAGGGCCUAAAAGUGAGACCAAAGACUUAAGAGCAUGUAGCCAGAUUAGCAUGGCUUCCAUACAGCAAAAAGAUCACAUGGUGCCAAGUAAUAGUUUAAAAGAUAGUAAAAGUGAACAGUCCAGUAGCGCAAUGGAAAGUAGCCAUGCAUCAAAUGGAGCAGUGUCCCUUGAUGGAGGGAUUCCGGUCAUGCUCCAAAUCCAACCAGUACAAGUGAAACAAGCAACAAACACGAGCCCUAGUUCACAAGGACCAGUGCAAGAGAACAUUAAAAUUGCACAACUCUUAGUCAACAUCCAAGGGCAGACAUUUGCACUUGUGCCACAGAUUGUUCAAUCGUCCAACUUGAACUCAUCCUCCAAAUUUGUUCGCAUAGCCCCAGUUCCAAUUGCUGCAAAACCUAUCGGGCCAGGAGGUACAAUCCAGGGUCAAACUGGGGUAAUCAUGGGUCAAAAGUUUCAAAAGAACCCUGCAGCAGAACUUAUUAAAAUGCACAAAUGUACUUUCCCUGGAUGUACCAAGAUGUACACCAAAAGCAGCCAUUUGAAAGCCCACCUGAGAAGGCACACAGGAGAAAAACCUUUUGCAUGUACUUGGCCUGGUUGUGGAUGGAGGUUCUCCCGAUCAGAUGAGCUUUCUCGACACAGGCGGUCUCACUCUGGAGUGAAGCCUUAUCAGUGCCCCGUGUGUGAGAAGAAAUUUGCUCGAAGUGACCACUUGUCCAAGCACGUCAAAGUUCACCGGUUCCCUAGGAGCAACCGCUCCAUGCGUUCUGUUAACUGAUGCCUCCUGUCCUGUACCUUUUCACUCGUCCGUCCAAGAAGAGCCGCUGGCAGCACUUUGUUCUGUAUCUUUCUCGUGAUAAUUUAUUGGUCUCCAUGUAAUAGGCCACAUCAUCACUUCACAGAGCCCCACCUCCUUGCAUCAUGUUUUGCAUCGACACCGUUUUUGCCUUAUUGCUUCCCUUUUCGUCGCUGCUGCUGCUUCUUUUGAAAAUUACAGUGUUUUAUUUUUAGCUGUUUUCUCCUUCACCAUGAUAAUUUAUGGGCUACU
Molecule: messenger RNA, 1797 nt
Organism: Gekko japonicus
Lineage: Eukaryota; Metazoa; Chordata; Lepidosauria; Squamata; Gekkonidae
Gene: KLF15
Product: Kruppel-like factor 15
Exons: 3
Coding region: 316-1527 (403 amino acids)
Biological process (GO): regulation of transcription by RNA polymerase II
Molecular function (GO): RNA polymerase II cis-regulatory region sequence-specific DNA binding; DNA-binding transcription factor activity, RNA polymerase II-specific
Source: RefSeq, a predicted model, not a curated record